Molecule: messenger RNA, 1675 nt
Organism: Daldinia vernicosa
Lineage: Eukaryota; Fungi; Ascomycota; Sordariomycetes; Xylariales; Hypoxylaceae
Exons: 2
Coding region: 1-1497 (498 amino acids)
Source: RefSeq, a predicted model, not a curated record
AUGUCUUCUAUCGAGAUGAUGCUCACAGCCAAGCAGCCAGUUCAACACGGGUACCGGCCUGUCCAUGAUCUACCGACGCCGCCUCGAUCCUCGCCCCCCUUGAGUGUUCAGGACUCUUUACAGAAGUCGUUUGUAGCUCUCCCGCAGAAUCAGAGCCCAUCUACCAAGCCCAUGUCAGCACCUCAUCGUGGCCUGCCUCUCCCGGCAGCCAUGACACUAGCUCAACCGCCGCCGCCGGCUCCUGGUCCACCUCACCAACCAGCUCCGGGACCACCUUUACAUUCUCAGGGAGCGCCAGCUCCUUCUCCGCAUAACCAGGCACUUGGUUCGUUACCAGCGCCUCCUCAACAUCAGGGCUCUGAAGACGCAAUGAGAAGCUGGUUGGCGGCUAAAACUGAAGAAGAGAAGAGGAAACAGGAAGAAGAAAAGACGCGGCAGGAAACGUUACGUUUGGAACAGAGAAAACUGGAGUAUAACAUGCUCCAAACGUCUUUAGAUCGGGGUAUACCACCGCCGAUGGUGCCAGUUGUUUUCGCAGGAAUGAGUGGCGGAACGCUACCGCAGGUGGCCCUCGAAUGGGCGCAACAGUAUUUGAUACCGCAGCAAGCGCACGCAGCGCAGAUUAUGCCAGCCCAGGGGGCUUUAUCGCCGGAGGCUCGAAGAGAGUCCCAACAGUACGGGGGGCAGCAGUAUGGUGUCCCGUCGACACCAGGGUCAGCGCCAGGUGCUCAAGCGAGUUUUGUUCCCUACCAAGGGCCUAGCUCACCAAGACACAGAGCGCAUACGUUAAGUAUGGGCGGAGCUAUAGGAAGGCCCCUGGGGAGUUCGGCUCUUCCGCGACUAAGUACAGGAGAAGGGGCUGUUGGACCUCCAGGAAUGUCUCACCCGGCACACGCGCUCGCACAGCAGCAGCAGCAACAACAGCAGCAACAACAACCGCAACAAGAUACUCAGUCGCCGUCGAUAUAUUUUCACCAUUGGCAACCCCCGACCACGCAAGGAGGCUCUAAUCAGCCAGGAACGCCUUCUGUAGAAUCGCCCAAGAAACGAAAAGCGACGGGUCCCCAGCAGGCGCCGCCUCCGCCGAGCCAAACGCGAUUCAGAUCUCCGCCUUUCGGUCAGCAUGGCGGAUCUUCGACAUUAUCAAAUCCGCCUCCCGGUCGACGGCGAGGUCAUUCGCGACAAAGAAGCGACGUCUCGUCUUACCGGUCUACGGGACGCGGACGAAUUGAACCAUUUGGUCCGCAUCGGGGACUUUCACCUGGCCUUGGCCCGUCAAGAGAAAGCGGGUUAGGCGAACCGUCGCAACAAUCUAGGAGCGGCGCACACACGGUUUCGUCGUUAUUAGCAGAUCAGCCUUCACCACGAUACGCGUCGGAAAUGAGAGCGCAGCAGAGCGAGCACGAGCGACGAAAUUCGCCGGCGACGUCGGAUGAAAGGUCGCGUGGUGGAGCGACAGGGAUGGGAUCAGGGGGACCCGGACGAGAAAAUGAUUAAAGGACAUGCGUGUUAUGGUUAUUGGAAGUCCGUCCGUAUUUCAGCCUCUGGGGGCGGGUUCUAAGGACAACAAUUCUUUUUUUUAACCAAUCUCUGGAAGCGUGAGCCCUACUCUCACGACAAUAUCGAUUUGUUGCUCAAGAUUAUCAUGGGACAAUAUUUUUUUUAGUGCGCUAUG